Molecule: messenger RNA, 1661 nt
Organism: Phytophthora sojae
Lineage: Eukaryota; Oomycota; Peronosporomycetes; Peronosporales; Peronosporaceae
Exons: 2
Coding region: 24-1661 (545 amino acids)
Biological process (GO): protein folding
Cellular component (GO): chaperonin-containing T-complex
Molecular function (GO): ATP binding; ATP hydrolysis activity; ATP-dependent protein folding chaperone
Source: RefSeq, a predicted model, not a curated record
GCAAGUAGGCAACUUAGAUAAGGAUGUCCAAGUCGAUGGGGUUGAACGUGGCCGGCGGCCUGUCGUCGCUGCUGAAGGACGGCCACAAGCACUUCGAGGGCGUGGAUGAGGCCGUGGCCAAGAACAUCGACGCCGUGAAGCAGCUGGCGGCCAUCACGCGCUCGUCGCUGGGCCCGAACGGCAUGAACAAGCUCGUGAUCAACCACCUGGAGCGCAUCUUCGUGACGAGCGACACGGCCACGAUCGUCAAGGAGCUGGAGGUCAUCCACCCGGCCGCGCGCAUGGUCGUCAUGGCCGCCAAGAUGCAGGAGAACGACUUCGGCGACGGCACGUGCCUCGUGGUGGCGCUGGCCGGCGAGCUGCUCAUGGAGGCCGCCAGCCUGCUGCGCAUGGGGCUGCACGCCAGCGAGAUCGUCACGGGCUACCAGAAGGCGCACGACAAGUGCCAGGAGAUCCUGCAGAAGCUGCAGAGCGUGCAGGUCAAGAACCCGCGCGACCAGGAGGACCUGCAGAAGGCCAUCAAGACGUCGCUGGCCUCCAAGCAGUACGGCUACGAGGACCUGCUGGCCAAGCUGGUCGCCGAGGCCUGCCUGAACGUGAUGCCCGCGGCCCCCAAGAAGCCCUCGAUCAACGUGGACAACAUCCGCGUGGCCAAGAUCAUGGGCGGCAACCUGCACGACUCGUCGGUGAUCCGUGGUAUGGUCAUCCAGCGCAACACCGAGGGCAACGUCAAGAAGGCGCUCAAGGCCAAGGUCGCCGUGUUCGGCUGCGGUAUUGAGAUUUCCUCCACCGAGGCCAAGAGCACGGUGCUCAUCAAGGACGCCGACGAGCUCAUGAACUACAACAAGGGCGAGGAGAAGCACCUGGAGGAGGCCGUCCGCGCUAUCAGCGAGUCUGGAGCUAUGGUGGUCGUCUCGGGCGGUAGCAUCAGCGAGAUGGCGAUGCACUUUCUAGAGAAGUACAACCUCAUGGCUCUGAAAAUCCAGUCCAAGUGGGAGCUCCGUCGUCUGUGCCGCGCUGUGAACGCCAACGCUCUGGUGCGUCUGGGCGCUCCCACGCCUGACGAGAUGGGUUUCUGUGACAGUGUGACGGUGAAGGAGAUCGGUGGCAAGAAGGUCACUGUCUUCCAGCAGGAGCAGGAGGAUGCCAAGAUCUCGACGAUUGUGCUGCGUGCCAGCACGGACAACGUGCUGAACGACAUCGAGCGUGCUAUCGAUGACGGUGUGAACUGCGUGAAGUCUGUGUGCCGGGACGGCCGGUUCGUGUCGGGUGCCGGCUCCACGGAAAUCGAGCUGUCGCGUCAGAUCAAGAGCUUCGGCGAGGCCACGCCUGGUCUCGACCAGUACGCUAUUAAGAAGUUCGGUGAUGCUAUUGAGGUUGUGCCGCGGAUUCUGGCCGAGAACUCUGGCCAGAUGGCCACUGAGGUCAUCUCUAGUCUGUACGCUGCCCACGCGGCGGGCAACGUUAGCGCUGGUGUGGAUGUGGACAACGAGCAGGAGUCGCACGUUAUUCCGGACGCGCUGGACAAGGGCAUCUGGGACCACCUUCAGACUAAGAUGUCAGCUAUUCGUCUUGGUUCCGACGCCGCUAUCACGGUGCUGCGCGUCGACCAGAUCAUCAUGGCAAAGGCGGCUGGCGGACCUAAGCCGCGAGGCAUGUAA